Messenger RNA from Bombyx mori (domestic silkworm), 6838 nucleotides. It is a transcript of the gene Ypel, whose product is annotated as protein yippee-like. The coding region runs from base 671 to 1087 and encodes 138 amino acids. The transcript has 6 exons. Lineage: Eukaryota; Metazoa; Arthropoda; Insecta; Lepidoptera; Bombycidae. The record is from RefSeq and is a predicted model, not a curated record.
UUGUUUUUUAUAUAAUUCAUUUUUAUUGAUAAUAUUGAUAAUUUGUCAUCAUUGUUUACGUUUAAUAGCGCAAAAGUUUAUUAUACAACUUUAAUAGCAAAACUUUAUCAUAUGAUUUACUUAUUACAAAACACGCAUUUUUCUUCGAAAUAUUAUGGCGUUAAUAUAAUAGUUAUUCACUAUGUUUACGUGUUCAUUCACACGCGUGACAUUGUGAGCUGUGUGCGUGUGGCGUUGUUGCGCCUGCGCAAAACGGCUCGCGACCGAGCCCUCUUUGUUUGUUGACAAGCCAAACGAACGCAACAAGCCGACAGCCGCUUCGUUCCAUUUGAGACUGCUGCGAUGCGAUUGCUGCGACUUCGCGUCAAAACUUGGUGCGCGUCGGACGUGCGUCGCGUCUGCACUCUACUUUGUUUAGAGCUAUCGUGUUAUCGCAUUGGCUAAAUUUAGUGAAAUUAUUUAAAUAAAAAUUCGUAUUUCACGCAAUAUACAGUGCUUAAAGUGUUGUUUUGUUGCGAUCCCCGCUCUGAUUUGGUUUCUACGUAUAUAUUUCCACGUCUCAAAAUAACACGCUCGCCGCUGUGCCAGAAGAGGGUGGCGGGUGCUAAGAGGAAGCGCGCGGGGCGGGGCGAGAGCGCGCGCGGCAGGUGACCGACGGUUGACGCGGCUCAUGUGGGCGGCGGGUGGAUGCUGCUCGCGCCAGGCAGGCGAGAGCGGCGGCGGAGCCCCGGCCGUCAAGACCCCCGUCAAGACGUUCCAAGCCUACCUACCGCCGGCGCACCGCACCUACAGCUGCAUACAUUGCCGCGCGCACCUCGCCAGCCAUGACGAACUCAUCUCGAAGUCGUUUCAAGGCAGUCGGGGGCGCGCGUAUCUGUUUAAUUCAGUUGUGAACGUCGGAUGCGGUAUGGCGGAGGAACGCGUCUUGUUGACGGGCCUCCACGCGGUCGCCGACAUAUACUGCGAGUGUUGCAAGACAAUGCUCGGCUGGAAAUAUGAGCACGCCUUCGAAUCGAGCCAGAAAUACAAGGAGGGCAAGUUCAUAAUAGAACUGGCUCACAUGGUGAAGGAGAACGGUUGGGAUUAGUAGACGUUGGCCACGCGAACUGCGGGACUAAUAGUGAUGUGAUAACGGUGGCGGAAGCUGUACUGGCGCUCUAAAACUCGGGCGAUGGCGGCCCCUAGUACGGAGGUCGGAUAAGUGAUAUACACCGUGAGUGUUCCUCGGGCGCUCGUGACGUCACCGCGAGUCGAUGCAUCGCUACACAUACAGAGACAAAUAUUUUUUUCGAAAUCGAUUAUUAAUGACGCGACGCACCGACUCGAGGUGAGUCCGGACUCACUGGCAGCCCUCGACUCGCGCUUCAGCUUAAGCACCGCCAGUCAACUUAAUGUAAUAGUUAUGUGUAAGCGAUCGAUCUCAACGGCCCCACGCGGGGCAAAAUGGGCUUAGGAUUUAUUGUUAAUGUUUAUUAGUGAGUGCGCGCGCCACCGCGGCACCAUGUAACUCGUCUUAGGUUUUAUACUGUAUUAAGUAGCGUCGUACCGCAUUAAGAGAACACUAAUACUUUCUCUUGUCCCCUUUUAACCUGUGAUAAGUAUGUUAGUAUGUAGAAACGUGAAUUUCUUGAAUGAUUUCUCGUCAAGAACUUUGCUCAGAGAGUCGACAUUUUGUAUGUUCCUAUGUUUUCAGCUGUACGAUUUUCCUAAUUAUAAUUUUUUUCGUCAACUAAACUAGUCUGAGAAUGUCCAGCGGUUUCGGUUCUCUUUUGUAUAUCCGCGCCCGAUUAGCGAAUUUUGUUAGUUAUUUUUUUAGUGCUCUUGCAAUACAGCUGACUGACAAUAGGAAUCAUAUAUUUGACACCUGUCAAAGUGCACUCGCUGCCCGUAAUCGGAGGGAAACGCAAGUUUAGUGCACAUCGACGUAAGGCAGUUUUAUUAUUCAUUUAUUGUUUCCGCGUAAUGAAACGUAACCUUGUUUAGUACAUAAUAAUAUACUUUAAUCUUCAUUUUAGCUUAUAUUAUAUCAUUGUAAGUUAACGACAUUUUGUUUCGAAUAUCUGUGCCUGUUUGUUCAAGUCUAAAAAAAAUCAAAAACCUGAUUUAAUGAACUUUGUUUUUUUUUUAAGACGAAUAAAAAAUAUAUUGACGCUAUGAUUUAUUAUUGUAUUUUUAGUUCACUGUUUAAUCUUAUUCUCCUUAAAAAAAUAAACAUUAAUCUCAUUGUUUUAUUACGUGUCAACAUGUCACCUGUCAAUUGUUUAUUUGACGUGUCACCCUUUUAAUUGUAUACCUAUUCUGUUGUUAAGAUUCCGAAAUAAAACGUGUAUAUGUACACACAUAUAAUGCACUUUAAUAAUAUGACGUCCGUUUUGAUUCGGUACAAUUUCUGGUAUUGUAAUUUUUAAAAUUCAAUAACAAAGAUGUUUAAUCGAGCAUUGAUAACUGCCACUAGUGAUACGUACGUUAACAAUUAUUAAAUAUAUAAAAUAGCUAAAACGCUCUUAACUCGUAUAUCAUGUGUGUGCUUCUGCAGAAUUAUAUUCAAGCAUACAUGUAGUUCCAGUUGUUACGUACAGAAGAACUUCUGUGUAAAUUAUUCUUUAAUAAAUUCUAGAUUAAAAGACCUGCAAGAACAUGCUACUCUAGAAUUAACUAAGCAAAUGCAAGAAGAAAAUGUAUGUGCAAUUUCAUGUUUCUUCGAGUUUACGUGUAAUGCACCAUUUUAUUAACCGUUUGAUAUCUGUGCAAUUCCACAAAUUUAAUGAAAAAAAAACACUACAUGGCUUCUUGGAUUCUUCCAAUGAAUUCUCAAUAAAUUCAAUUCAUCUCAUUCAAUUCGACUCCAUUCAGUUUCAGUUUUCAAACGCUUAGUUAUAUGGUCUACAUUCCCUUAGCCUGUCUUAUUGGACAUAUCAAAUAAAGAAAGAAAAAAUAUCACGUGCAUUUUUCAUAUUAAUACAUAUGUACUUAUUUUCAUUGACCUAUAUAAUUAUUUCAUGAUCUUUCAUGUAAUAUUUCUAUCGAAAAAGUGAAACUGAAUGUGAUUAACACUUUUAUAUUUGAGGAGUUUUUGGCGGGAACGCGUGGAGCGAAAUUGUGCGAAUUGUUUUAUCAUCGUUUUCAGGCUUAAACGUGUAAGAACGGUAAUUUAUGUGAGUCGACUAUUAUCAAAGCCGGCAAUCUGACUUUUGGACAAUGAUUGGUAAAUCAGAAAAAUGAAUUAUUGACUUUGUGUUCCAUUGGCAGUCACAAAACUCUUCGAAACGACAUCUUAGAUAAAUAACAGGUUAACUAUUAACCUUUAUUUAAUGCAGGUUUUGACCCGUAUUCUUUGAAGGAGACGAUUAUAUUCAAAUCAAUCUGUAUUGACAUAUCAAUAAAAAAAAUUUGUCCAAAUGCACAGAUUGCCACCUUUGAUAAUAGACGACUCAUGUACUGUUUAACAUCAGUUAAUGUGCAUAAUUUUAGGAUAAUGAAACAAUCGCUUUUCGAGUUCAUUCAAAAAAGUCCAUUUAAAUCUAUAAAUAAUCAAUAUUAUAUUAUUAUAUAUUUAUUAUAAAUUUGAUUUGAUUUGAUUUGAAUACUAUACUGAGACUUUAUUUUAACCCAUCUCAUCUCGUUUCAUUUUAUUUCAUCCAAAUUGAUUCCAGUUUCACACAAUUCAACCUCAUCUCAUUUGAUCUAUAUCACUUUUUCAUGUAACAGACUAUAUUAAAGAUUAGGCUGUUUAUUGUGAUACAUUUGCCUUUCGUGUUGGGAAAUGGAACUACCACUAUAGGUAAUAAUAAUAUUUAAUUGAAUAUUUUUAUGUUGAAGCACACCUGUUCUAAUAAUUACACUAUUGUAUAUUAGAUUGCUACUAUUAGAUUUACGAAUUGUACAAUUAAUGAGGAAGUUGGAUUAAAACACGGAUAAUGACUGUUGUCUUAAUUACAUUACCGAAACGGUGGAAUAACAAUAAAAAAUUGGAACAAUAACCUCCUUUGUAAAUUUUCACUGAAACAUAAGUACUCUGAUCACGGCUUAACAAAUACGGACCCGUUGAAGCAAAUUAACAUUAUCUGUUGCGCCUUUUUUUUGUGAACAAUAAUCUACUGCGAUUUACGUGUGCUAAGAAUGCAAAACAUUAAUGUUAUUAUUUGAUGGACUUUAAUUUCUUUUUACUUUGCCUAUAAAUAUAUCUAAGAAUUCCCAUUUCGCUAAGGUUCCUUAACUUAAAAUAUCCCACAACACAAAAACUACCCUCAAAAUUCGAUAAGGUUCGUACUUUUUUUUUUAAUGUUAAAUUCCUUGUUGGUUACGGAGUCCCAUAGAAUGAUCCUGAAAAUAGCUAUGCUCGGUUGUCUUUUAAGAGAAUUUUGACACGUCCUUAAUUUGAACAAACUUUACUAUUAGCCUGGAUGCCAAAUCUGCUUUUCUACGUGAUUUGUUAUUAUGCCAACUAUACCACGACAAUUUCAUUUCUAUUAUGUCCAUAGUACGUAAUGUACUGAAUUUUAGUGAUUGGCGAAUUGUCUCUUAAUAGUUGUGUUUCGAUUGUAAUGAAAAGAUGAUUAAUUUAGCCAUCAAUAUUAGAAUUGCCUGUUGAAAUUAUUUUUAAAUAAUAUUCUUUCAAUUGGAUUGUCAAUAAGCCAUUUGUUGUAUAGUCAUAGUCGAUAUUUGGGGCGCUGUUAGUAAACGUUUGGCAUCGUUAGUGACAGGCGCCGUUUAGAUCCGCUUACUGGUCUAAACGGUCGGAGAACUGUGUAUUUACUGAAAAUUUAUUUUUGUUUUUUUACGUUCGUUACAAUUUCGUGCAUAAUCCGUGUUCCAUUCCAAGUUUACAACAACGACUGACUUGCACGUAACGCUGUUCAUGUUUGUCAAGUAGAUGCGAUUUGCGAUAAGUCAGUCGAACUGCGAAUACAAUGUUUCGUAUCCCGAUCAAAUACGUAUUUGUAUUAAUAGUAUUUUCAGGUAAAUAAAUGUAGAUCACUGCUGAAUGUGUGACCGUUACGAAAAUUUAAAUGAGUCAUUUCACGAUCCACAAGUGACGUUUAUUGGCACCGCGGGAAAGAGACAAUCUGUUGGUUUCGUUUUUGUAUAACGUUGUCUCGCUCGCUCCCUCGAGUGUCGCGUUUGCCGUCUUAUCGACUUGAAAUACGUUUAUUAAUUUCAAUGCUUAUAAUAGAAAGUCAAAUACGUGUUCGAUCGGAUCUGAAUUCGCAUUAACAUUGAGAAUGUUUUGUGUAAUCGUAAUAUUGUUAUCAUAGUGUUAAGGGCUGCACAAUGUUCAGUGAAAAUUGAGGCUAAGAUAGAAACGACCCCGUUUUAAUAUAUAUGUAUGUAUGUAUAUUUAAAAAAAAAAGUGAUAAAAUCAUGUAUAAGGCCGAAUGAAUCUUUAAAAACGAAAGGAUAUUUUUUUUCACAUCCCCAAGUCAUAUUCGAAUAUCGAAUCAAAUCGGUAUCGAUUUUAUAUUUUUAAUUACCUUUGAAGUUUGUUCGAAAAUUCAAAAAACAUUAUAUUUUCAUUAUUCAGAACACUUUCAAAAUCAAUGGAAGGGAGUACCGCAGUAGUUUGUAUCACUCUUAGACCUAAGGCAGUUUGUCGUGACACAAGAAAAUGUUCAAUAUAUCUCGACGUUAGUGAGAAAAUCAUAAUAUUGCUAGAUUAUCCGUGAUGCAUAAAGUAUUUUUCUACUCGGUCGUUUAGGGACGCUAUUAGAUAUUUUUGGACCAUUAUUAAUGUAAACGAAAUCAGUAUUCGUGGUGUGAACGUUAGCUUAGACGCAGAUCGAUUCGAUCCUGUAUUAGUGAGAAUGCGCUUGUCCGGCUGUACAAUGCACCCGGUCAUAGUCACGCUGUUUCUAAGAGAUUGUUUUGGAAUACUCAAUACCGAUAAGUCGUUCAGUGAUUCUCAUAUCGCGCAAUAAAAUGACGAAUAAAAAAAACUUCUAUUUUACCUAAAUAUAUUUAUCUCUUUGUGCUUGAUUAAAAUAUAUGUAACAUUAUCUAUGAGCCUAUUCAUUCUAUUAAUUACUUAUGGAUAUAGAAGCCACACGGGAAUAAAAUAAGAUGUUUAUUCUAACUAAAGCAAUAAAUGGAUAGAUAAGGUUUUUGACGUGACAUAAGAAUCACUUCGUUACGUUCCUAUUUGUAAACUCUUUACACUCAAAGACAAACUUUUUUCUAUGAGCAAGAUUUCAAAUGUAGAAUAAUAUUCUACAUUUGAAAUUAUGUCAUAUUAAAAUAAUUAUGACGUUUCUAUUGUUUUGAUUAUUUUUCUGUACCACCAUCUUGCUUUAUCUAUAUGACGAAAAGGAAUGCAUAUCUAUAGAUCUCUUAGAAAUACAACGGGAGCAAGCGUCUGUUUGAUCGAGUUGAGGAUACAAUGAGAAUUGAAAUGAAAAAUGAUUCAUUCAAUGUAAAUUGAAAUCGAUUUUAAAAACGCUAAAUAAAUUUCCGCCUUAUUUGAAUAUCGAUUCGACUCGACAACCCGAGCUUGUGACUGUUUAAGGCGUGGAGUGUUGUCUAUGGACCGACGUGGGCUGACAUUUAAAUUGAAUGGAAAAAAGAAAAACGGUGCAUUUCAUUAAAUUACUUGUACAUUUCGCAUAUUAAAAAAAAAUUAAGGUAUCCCGGUAGUUUAUCAAGAAGCCGCUUAAUAUUUUUGUAUUUUUACUAGUAUGUAAUGAAUUAAAAACAAAAAAAAAACUAAAAAAAAUAUAUAUAUAUAAUAAAAUUUCGUGGUGUCUUCUAACGAUUGUGUAUGCAUUAUGCUAUAGAUGAGUAUUUCGUAAACAUUUGUUUGGAAUAAUAAAUGCGUAAUAAAACACUUUUUCGUAUUAAAAAAAAA